Owenia fusiformis is the source of this 2791-nucleotide messenger RNA. Lineage: Eukaryota; Metazoa; Annelida; Polychaeta; Sabellida; Oweniidae. The record is from the annotation of a GenBank genome assembly.
CCAAUCAAUGCAGUCGUGUCUUGAAGCCCCACUGGCCUUGCAAACUAAUAUAUAAUGAUGUGGUGUUUGUGUCUUGCUCAGUUGGUUUGAGGAAGAGCGAUAACCUAGAUGGGAAAAAUGUCGUCCCCAAUAAAAUAUUCAUCAACAGGGCAAACAGUUACAUCCGAGAAAACUGUAACUGAAACGACUACGAGGCAAUCGCAUAGUCCUUCAAAAUUGAACAGAUCUUUCUUAAACUCAUCUCAAACAACGGUGACGGAUGAUGACCUGGGAUACAGCUCCUACGUCCCGUCGAUGUCUCCCCGGAAGAUUGUAAUAAACCGCGCCCGGUCAAGAUCCGUGGGAUCCCUCGAGCACCUUAACUUCGAAGACGAGACUUCAAAGGACGUCGGUCUUAACUACGUUGAAAUUAACAUCGAUGAGGUUAAAACCACGAGAAACCAUGAGAAGAAGGAAAUGCAAGAGUUGAACUCGCGACUUGCGAGCUUUAUUGAUAAAAUAGCUUUCCUGGAAGCUAAGAAUAAAAUUCUGAGUGAUCGGAUUGAUAUCGACCUAAAGCAGUUUAAGGAAGAUUGGAGCACGAAUGCGGUAAUUCAGAAAAUCGAGGCAGAACUCAAACAGGCUCGGAAACUCCACGACGACGUCAACAAUGAAAAUGGAAGUUUGAAGAUAGCAAUAAGGAGUCUUGAGGAACGAAACGAUAAACUUCAAGAAGAGAAUGGCAAAUUGGAGACUGCUUACCAAAACUCAAAACAAGCCAUUGAUCGGCAGAUGCAGGUUGUAAGCGACUUUGAGGCCGAGAACAAUCUUCUCCGCAGGAAAGCGAAUACGAAAGAUGCUGAGAGCAAGAAAGACAAGGCUGAAAUAAAACGUCUCCGCGACGAGCUGAAACAAAGGGGAGAUACCCUCAACAGAGAGAACCUCAACCUGGUUAAGUCAGAGAAUAAACGCCACACAGUUGAGGAAGAGUUCGAGUAUUUCAAACAUCUUCACGGACAACGACUCAACGACUUGGACGAUAUUCUAUCAAGGGACCGCCAAAAGGAAGAGGAUAUAUGGACCAAGAAGAUGGAACAAGGCCUCAAGAAGAUUCAGGAUUCCUACGAUGAACAGCUUGAAGUCACCAAGGCAGCAUAUGGUUUAAAGAGCAACCAGUUAGAAAAUGACGUCAAUCAGUACAAACGACGCGUUAUUGAGACAGAAUCACAAAAGGAUCAACCAAACCAGGAGAUAGCGCGAUUAAGAGAGGAGAUCAGAGCAAUGAAGGUGAAGUUUGACGAGACCAAGGAUGUCAAUCUCUCAAUGAGGGUUGAAAUUGCGGCGUAUAGAAAGCUGCUGGAGGGGGCGCAUGACUCAGUUGGUUUAAAGCAGGCAAUCGAGGCAUUACUUCGGCAGUACAGCAUGAAGCAGGAAACCCAAGAGAAAACUGACAUCACAACGCAUCGCGUUAUCACAGGAGAGAUGCAGGCUAAAAUCAAAUACCAGAAGGAAGCCAAGGGUCCCGUCGGAAUCUGCGAUUGUUCCGAAGAUGCCACCUAUAUCGUGUUAGAAAAUACACAGAGCAAGGACGAAGACUUAACUGGUUGGAAAAUAAAGCGUUUGCUUGAGGAUACUGGCGACAAAGUUGAUUUUACAUUUCCAAAUGGAGCAAAGGUCAAAGGAAAUAGCAAAGUCAAGGUAUGGGCACGUGGCUACAAGCCUCUUGGCAAAUCAGACGACUUCGAAUUGCCCUAUCAGCAGACUUGGGGACAAGGGUCCAGCGUGACUACAUACCUGCAAAAUCCAAGUAUAGAAGAGAAGUCGACCCAUGUGAAACGAUCAGUGUACAAUACAGCAUAAGGAUAAACAUUCUUACAUGAACUGCUGGUCUCGGAAAUUAUGGUCAUUAGAAAUAACUAUCCCCAUGGUUAUGUCAUGUUGUCCUUGCAUUGACUUUAUUCUGUAUUAUAAGCAAACAAAUAUUAUAUUUAUUCUGAAUUACAAUAUAACAAUCAGUUGAAGGAACCAUUAAUUUUCUGUUUAGCGGGGUUUGCCUUUUAAAAAAUGAUCAGGUUCGACCACAAGAGUUUGGGGUGACAAGUAAUUAUAUGAAGCACCGCAAAACAGAUAUUUGAUUUGUCAAGGCAAAAAGCUCGCAAUUUAUAUCAGCCAUUGAACCCCAUACAUUUAAGGAAUCUAUGACAGAGUAUAUUUACUGUACAUUUUAGGUCAUUAAAUAGGUGGAAACCAGACCAUAUCCAGCAUAUACUUCUAUCAUCGCACCGGAAUUAUGCUUCAGUGAAUUACUUUUAUAUAUGCCCAAAUUAAACAAUCAAUUAGACUUAAGAAGCAAUUACAAAUGGAAAUAAAUAAAUUGAAAUUAUCGAUCAGAUCACUCGUAAAGUGUGACACUACGUGGCGCUGAUCAAGAAUGAAAUGAUUCGGAUUGUUGUAACCAAGUGAUCACCACUGUGAAUACUAACGGAGGUAGAAGUAGCGAAGGAUAAAAAGCACUAGGAACAUGUUAUUCUUCAACAUCGUGUAUUUUGAGUCCUUCUUAAAUAUGGCAUUUAUUCAUUUUAUCGUCAUCCCGUGUGUCAACAAAAUCCUAAUCAACAAUGUUUUAUUUUACAUCUACGUAUUGUAUAUUAACAUCUUAAAACGUGUAUUUUAUGAUUAAUCACAUAUAUGCAUUGCGAUAACCUGUUAUAAUUAAUUAAUAUACUUAUGCAUGUGAAUUUUCACUUACUGAUAUUGCACCUUUAAAAAGAAUGAUAUUACAUCACAAAUAAAUAUUUUCCAGCAACAAAUA